Messenger RNA from Morus notabilis, 1540 nucleotides. RefSeq names its product beta carbonic anhydrase 5, chloroplastic. Gene Ontology annotation, biological process: carbon utilization. The transcript is spliced from 9 exons. Gene Ontology annotation, molecular function: carbonate dehydratase activity; zinc ion binding. The record is from RefSeq and is a predicted model, not a curated record. Bases 375 to 1337 code for a protein of 320 amino acids. NCBI's taxonomy places the organism in Eukaryota, Viridiplantae, Streptophyta, Magnoliopsida, Rosales, Moraceae.
UAAACCAAGCCGGCGCUAACAAAAGAAGAGCGCCGUUAAAGCGAGGAAAGACACAUCACAACCCGGUCCCUCUCUCUCCCUCUAUCUCUCUCGAAGCUGGAAAGUUCUAGAGAGAGAGAGAGAGAGAGAGAGAGAGAGAGAGAGUAGGGACAUCAUCUUUUGCUUACAAUUUUAUUUUCUGACAUUGUUUUCUCCGCCUUUCUUGGAGCCUAAUUGCCAGAUGCUCAUCGAUCCAACCACCCAUCUUUUAAUAAUUACAAUUAAAAUCUCCUUUCUUUGCUUUGCUUUGCACUCCAUAUGUUUGUUCCAAGAUCCCCCACUCCUUUUUUUCCUCAGCACCUCAACCACAACCAGAACCACUUCCUCUCACUUCAAUGGCGAUUCUUGUGCCAAUCUCUCUCUCUGUGGGCCCACACUCUUCCCAAAGCCCACGUGUCACUCGUGCCUCCAACGACACCUCAGCUCUUCCUCACACAUUCUCGCUGAAGCCAUCUAUAAUCUUUGGUUCUAGCCUCAAAUCUAGGGAAAUUGAGCAGGCCCAUUUGAGAUUGUUGGUUGAUUCCAGGACCACUACAGGUUUGAGAAUGAAGGCUUCAAGGGAACCUCCGGGGCUGACUCAAGAUCUUGGAAACAACAAACUGGAGACAGUAGAAGAAACUGGGAGUCGGUCUGAUUUAUUUCAGAACAUAAAGCAUCGUUUCCUAAGUUUUAAAAAGCAUACCUACAUGAAAAACUUAGAACACUAUGAAGAACUUGCAAAGGGUCAAGCACCAAAGUUCAUGGUGAUUGCCUGUGCAGAUUCUAGAGUUUGCCCCUCUGCAAUUUUGGGAUUCCAACCGGGAGAAGCAUUUACCGUGCGCAAUAUAGCAAAUCUAGUGCCCCCCUUUGAGAAGGGGCCCUCAGAAACAAAUGCUGGGUUAGAAUUUUCUGUGAAUACUCUAAAAGUUGAGAACAUACUAGUUAUUGGCCACAGCUGCUGCGGAGGCAUUCAUGCCCUCAUGAGCAUGGAAGAUGAAGGGCAAUCAAGCGGCUUUAUCCAGAACUGGGUUGUUCUUGGGAAGAAUGCAAGGUUGAAAACAAAGGCUGUUGCCUCUAACCUCAGCUUCGACCAGCAGUGUAGACACUGUGAGAAGGAAUCGAUUAAUCGUUCUCUGCUAAACCUGCUUACAUACCCGUGGAUAGAAGAAAAAGUUAGGGAAGGAGUUCUUUCCCUUCAUGGUGGCUACUAUGACUUUGUUGAUUGUACUUUUGAGAAAUGGACACUUGACUACGAGGAAUGCAGCUUAAAGAAGGAAGAUGAAAAAAUUUCAGUUAAAGAUAGAUUGUUUUGGUGCUGAAAUUUUUAUUUGGUUAUGAUUACGCUUUGUUUUAAGAUUAUAAGUAUUUGUAACAAAAACUACCAAGUCGUCUAGGCAAAAUAAGACUGGAAAGUAUUACGUUACCUUACUGCAUUAAAUCUCUUGAAACAUACUCAUUGGAUCAGAACUUAAGUAUCUUUAAUGUAAUGUUAAAAUUUUAAUUUAUUGUCAAACUUUUGCAU